AUGGAUGCCGCUGAUCGCCUGAAGGAGUCGUUGCUGGACGCUGCGUGGGUGGGGCAGGCUUUGGAGCUUUUUGCGGAUGAACUUCGUGAUCUUGAGCUUCUAGAGGAGGAAGAGGAGAAGAGAUUUCAGGCGGAGCUGCAGCGGAUGCGUGAGGUGUCAGCCGAGAGUACAUUAGCCCCUUCCGCGAACGCGGAGCCGAAGGUGAUGAAUAACGAAAGGAAAGAUACGGCGCGGUCCAGAAAGUACGGUUCUUCCCAACCCAAGCGGGGUGCGGCGGAGCGGACGGCUGGGACGGCUGGAGGGACUGCAAAAGGCACCAGCGGCUUUUCCCAAUUAAUCAAGGAGAAGGAGGCUGCCAUGAAAUUGGCAAGAGAGGGGGAAUUUUGGUAUCGCAGCUUACAUGACAUGAAACAGCAGAUGCAAAAUGCGCGCGAGGAGGCGGACCGACGGCGGGCUCUCGCGCGCCGACAACUACGUUUUUUUACUGCCCGAAGUAUUGACGAGUACAUGAUGGAGGAAAUCUUGCAGGGGGUACCGGGGAUGGCUUCUAGAGGGAAAUCAACUUUGGCGGAUGCUACCAGUGAUGAAUUUCACGGCAAAGACGCGGUUUCUGAAGAGGGAUCUGUGACUGUUGUUUCCACUGGAACUCCUACAACGGAUGCGCCAGUCCUGCUGGCACGUUCUGGAUGCCCAGAUACCCUUGACACCGAGUGUGAGUUCACCAUCGACGCCGUUGGCUUCGCGAGAGAUCUUAAUGCCUCACUGGAGAAGGAGUACGGCUUCCGUCCCGUCCUGUCCACGGCCGAGGAUAAGGCAGAUAAUACCACCACCACUGCUGCCACCACCACUACGACUGCCACAACCACCGCCAAUAUGACAAUCUGUCAACUGAAGAGCAAACUUCUUACACACGUACCCGGGGAUUUGAUGAGUGUUGGGGACUCAUGGAGUCUCACGCUACCGCCCGUAGUGUCGACCCACGAGGGAGCAGCUGUGCCUCGUUCUCGUUCUCGUUCUGUACAUACCACACAUGAGAGAAAAGUUAGCGUGCCGCUUCCCGCCAUUAUUCAUCAAGGUGAUGGUGGAGUUGCGGACUCUGACGCUCUCUCGCGUUUUUCUUCUCCUCCCCCGACUGCAAAUACGACCGCGGAUGGCGUCGCCAUUGCGGCAACGCCAAGAACAGGUACAAUAAUGCCGAAAGGAUUGAGAGAGGCGGGAAGUGUACCAAAGGUGACUACAGGCUACCAAUCGCAUCAUUUACUCUUUAAAACCAAGGCGAGAUCCGGUCGUUUUGCUUAUAUUGAGUGCUCUGCGGAAAACAAUCGCGUGAAGUUACGGACGACAGUGGGUGCGGAGGUAAGCACAACUGUCCGGUUCAUCAAUCGCGAACCCAAUCUUCUUCGCGUGCGAAUUCCUCCCUCCAAGCAUGCAUGGAUCACAUACUCGAUGGUGAAAUCCUCCGUGGACCGACGGGUUUCGCCGGCAUCACCUUCAACUUUUUCUUCCGUUAAACCGCCGCCGCCGUCGUCAUCGUCGUCCUCCUGCUUGGCCUCUGCUGCAAUGACUCGCAUAGCACCGAGCGAACCUCUUGGAUGUGGCGGCUUUGUUGAAGUACGUAUCACAUUUAAGCCACAAAGCGCAACCGAGCCUUUAGUGAAGGAGGUGCUGCGGCUCGGGCACUGCCGGGAACUGAAUUCUCGCAGUGGUGAGGGGGAAAAAUGGCAUUUUUUUGAGGUUAAUGUGACUUGCGAAACGGUUUUGCCACAGUUCUCUCUUAUUCCCAUCAAUCACCAAGGGGAGACGGGGUCCGUUUAUUCUACUGCAAUUCCUUCAACUGGGAAAAGGUCUCACUGCCCCAAAAUGCCUGAACAAGCUGUGACCACAGUUGAGUUUCCAUACACGUAUGUUAUGGACACGUGCUCAAGGCAAUUUUACCUUGAAAACACCGGUUCGGUUGCCAUGGUCACGCUGAACAGCACCUCUCCAUGCUUCAAGAUUGACCCAUCGACUGAGAAAGCUAUACUUUUGUCUGGCGGGGAUCGCGUUGAGAUCAAUGUCUCCUUUGUCCCCAUAAAAGAGAUGCGCUACGAUGCCGAAGAGCUGAUUGUAACUGUGCGAGAAUUAGAGGAAGGGCCCGUCAUUUCUGAGCAGCGUUUCAGGCUUUGCGGAGAGGGUGUCCUGCCUCGUGUUGAUCUUGUGCGUGUUGGGACUUUGGAGCUAAGUGCGCCAGAGCAGGAUGCUAGUGUGCCGCAGUACAUGGUUCCUGGCACAGCGCCUGGUGUUGAAACGAAAGUAUUGGUGGUAGUACACAACAGUGGUCCCAUCGGGGUGCCGUACUUUUGGAGGACGGACAGCAUUGGUGGUGGGAGUCCAUUGGGAGGAGUUCAGUUGAGUGUGACACCUGCCACCGGCGUAUUGCCUCCAGAGAACGAAAGCGUUUUUCUCGUCUGCUUGAGGCCUGCUACGGCCCAGCCCUUGGCUGCUGUGCUGAAUCUUUUUUUAGAGGGUCUUCCCAUGCCGUCUGCUGCAGAAGAAGCGGCGGUGUCGGAUCUGUAUGUCCGUGGCAGGCCUAUUCCUGCCGUGCUCGCUGCCGAGGAGAUCCAAACGAUGUCAGAUCCCUACAGCGUGUUUCAGCGAUGGACGCGAGAGCAGCCAAAAGAUUGUUCUGGUGUUUUUGCCAUGGGGUUUUACCUCUUUGCCGAUCCCGUCACACCAUCCCUGGUGAUGAUCCCGGAUCACCUGGAGGAGGGAGUGGAGUGUCUUGUGAACUGCAGGAAUUUACGGCGCAUUACCAUGAAGAACAACUCUCCGCGGCCGCUACAUUUCUGCCUGGACCCGAAUCCCGAUGAAUGUCCUCCCGAGGUAGUACUUUCGAGACGCGACCGUGAAUUUGUGGACGUCGGAUUUGAACCUCGAAAAGGGUGCGUGCCGCCAUACGCCAGUGUAACGGUUUUGUUCCAGUUUACAUUGAGAGAAGUGGGCCAACAUAUUUUUGUUUUUGACUGCUACAUUCCAGAACUGAUGGAGCUGCUCACAACCACGUCGACUGCAAGUGUUACGGAGGGUACAACGGCACCGCCACCAACACAAACAGGAAUGAUAAAAACGCCACCGACGACGGAACUUUACUGCACGCAUCAACUGUACCUUAGCGUGACUGGCGUUGGCCCCUCCGUAAGUGUGAGCACGGGUUGCUUGGACUUUGGCCUUAUUGAAUUAGGAGCUGAGGCUGAGGCAUCCUUUACGGUGUCGAAUGACAACCCGAUUGCUAUUGUGUUUGAGCUCCAGGAUCCAAUCAUGCAGGAGAAGGGCCGCUUUGUAUUUCUUCCCCCUUCUGCCCGUCUUGGUGCGGGGGAGUCGGUGGAGGUGACGGUUUACCGCCAGGCGGUGGAGUUGGACGACUCGCAGGCUUUUUUUGAAUUAAUGGUGCGAGGCGGCGAUACGCUGGCGAUUGAAACACAUGCAACCAUUCAGGCUCCUUCGCUCUUCCUGGAAGGGGCGGUGGUAGACUUUGGUGUUGUGCCGGAAGGUGCAUGGGUGGAGCAAGACGUUGUUGUUUCCAACCCAUCUGCCUUUGAUUUUUUCUACGUUUUUGAGCUCGUUGUGGUGCCACCUUGCAUCAAUAUCAUUGCGCCCCCACCUGGCGUGGUUCGAGCGGGAUAUCAGGGUAUUCAUAUUCCUAUUCGUUGUGCGUUUGAAUUCCAUCCAGGGGAGGGGAAAAAAGAGGCCCUAAUGGUCAUCAAAAACACCCGCACACGGCAGGAACUCCUUGUGGAGCUUCGUUGUGAGAGGGUGCAGCAGCUAUGCGCUGCAAUUGACCUCAUUCCUGUCCCAAAGGCGGAAAAGGGGCCCGGCAGCAUGGCGUACACCCCGCCCGUCUUGUCAUGUAAUCUCCCACCGCCACCAACAAUGGAAAUUGCUCACUUCCUCGAGGCCUUGUUGUGGAAUCUUGUGGAACAGUCUGUGAUGGAUGAGGAUGCACGCUGCUCAGAGAGUAAAGUGACGGAUGUGAGUGAGCUCAAUGAAAUAGAGCGUCAACCCGCGGUUUUGCGUUCGUACUGCCCACCUGUGCUGUUGAAAUCAUACUUGCCGGACAAGGAACCCGUGUGGUCCGAGUUGUUGGCGUUACGGGUCAGCAAUCAGAGCAGUUGCCAUGGUUCCUACACGGUGGAGGCCAUGCGGUAUUCGUUGAAGGGUUUCUUAGAGGGAUUGACAGGGAUCAGUACGAAAGGGGAGUCUCACGCCGUGAGAGCAACGGCAGCAACAACGUCUACAACGACAGUUUGCAGUGGACGGUUGCCAGGGAAGCGAUGUCAUUCUGGGAAGGGUAGGGAGAGAAAACGUCGACGUCAAUUGGGCCUUGAUUCUUCUUGUGGGACGGAACGCACUGGAGAGUCAGAUUUGAAUUUUUCUAUAGGUAAUGUUGAACGGGCGUUUUGGUGCAAGGGGAUUGACGGAACGGAGCAGAUGGAGCGGGAGCGGCGGGCCAUGUUAUUUGACGCUCAGAAAGUAUUACUGGAUGGGCGUGGCUGUGCCACCAUGUUUGGCAACACCCCGGUUGGUCCGCUUCAUCCAAAUGCCACAGUAGAGGUGCCUCUGUCCAUCUUUUCCAACCUUCCUGGAAGAUAUGAAGAGACACUGCGGGUACGCUGUGGUAAAUUGCCCUACACACACAUUCCACUAACGCUGGAGCUGAGUGGGAAACCGGUGGUGCUUGACUCCAACACAGCUGGGCUCACGGUCUUGGGUGGCAGGGCACUGAUGCGCAUGCCGGCAGUCAUUGCUGGUGUUGGGCGAUCGAGGCGCAGUAUGGUUCUUAUUAAUCGCAUUCCACGUGAUUUGACGGUGUCGGUGAAGAUUUUUCUCACCACGGCGACCUUUUCAGUGGUUGCCGUGGAUGAGGAGGUGGAUGCGGCUGCCGUGACAUUGCAACUUCAGCCUGUCUCGGGCGAGGAGCAACAACGUGAGUCGGAGGGGAAAGGGAAGGUGGCGGCGUCCCCGGAAAAUUUAUUUUUGCCCGCCUUGGCUUCACGGGAAGUCAUCAUUGAGUACGCCCCGGAUGCGACAUUUGUGCCGAAGGAGGGUGCUUCCGAGCGCGAGUGGCGUGGUGGUGUCAUCAUCACGGCCGAAGUUGCUGACACUCCCUUUAAUGACGGAUUCCUCAUUAAUGAGUUUUACCGCCUUCACGCCGCGCGGUACCCAGUGAGAGGUGGUGUCAUGAAGAGAAAGCGGCUGCGGGAAUCGGUGCCGAAGUGGAUGCGAAGUAUCGUGCGUCCCAUUAUGAUGCUGAACGUUCAGCAGCCCCUCAUAUCGCGACCCGGGGUGGUGAAGAACAAUGCGAUUUUGUUGGCCACGCCAGGGGAGCUGACGGUGGUAAAGAAACACUUCGCCAUGAGCAAAUCGCAGAGUUGCGGCACCUUCAUGAGCGAAGAAGAUAAAAGCAACAUGGGUAACCAGAGCCAAAAGAAUAACAGCCGCAGCAGUUGUACGAAAGGGAGCGAAGACAAGGGGGAGGAAGAUGAAGGGGAGGACACAAGCCUCGACGAGGAGUCGCAGGAGGACUACCAGGAUGAGACGCUUGUUUCCGAAAAACCGCUGGAGGUCAUUCUUGCCAUUGAGGAGGAACGCAAGGCCUUGCAUGCUUUUAUGGAGCAGCGGAAACUGGAGAUGGCGGAGCACAGCCGACAUUACUUUAUUCCUAUUGAGCUUGAGGUGCGUGCUCGCUGUGGCGUUGCACAACUGACCGUUGAGCCCUCUGGCGAUGUUAUUCACUUCCCCCAAUACGUGGAAGAUGCGCCAUGUGUGCAAACUGUGCGGUUGAACAAUCUGGGCUGUGCGGCGAUGGAGUUUAUCUUGGAUUUGCCCUCCUCGUCAUUUAUAGUGGCGUCCGCACGGUACAUUUCAAAGAACACCGAUGAAGAACUCAUGGAAGUGGAUGAUGAGGAGGAAGCACGAAAGCGGUGGGCAAUCGCGGCGUUGAAAUGGGUCACCCGCGAGGAGCGGCAGAGUUCACAACGGGUUUUGAGAGCAGUGAAACGACCGCAUUCUGGGGACAUGGCAAUAACAGAAGUGAAAAUGGCAAAUGUUGACUGCAUUGCUAGGAGUCACACGCGGAGUGGCGAUGCCGCUUUUGUGACCGUCACGAAGUAUCGAUUGCACCCACACGAUGCGUUGGAGGUGCAGUUGGAGUACUGCAAGCCAUCCAAGCAGGAGGUGCACGCCAUGAUGCGAGGCAGCAGCAUUGUGCAGGGAGCAUUGAGCAUCAUGUACCUCCCCUCCGACGGGGUGAUCAAGGAAUCAACAGCACACGAGGGCGGCGAGGCCCAUGCCUUGUGCCCGCCCCCAGUGCAGGAGGUGACGCAGACUAUUCCCAUCAUCCUUAGCUUUUCUUCGCCGUCGGUGCGCUGUAGCCCCUCCAUAUUGUGGUUUCGCCCGGGACAACUGCUGCACGAUGGCAGACCGCAGCCGUCAUAUGCACAGAAAAUACGGUUGCUGAGUUCCUACGCAUCCGCAGUCACUUUUGUGAUUGUUCCGUCUUGUCAAAUUUUUGCAGAAUUUUUUUCCGCCACCACCGCAACUUUUGAUGAGGGCGUUGCAGGGACGCAUGCCUACACCAGGAGCACCGCGCUAGAGGCCACACAGCUCCUUACCCGCGAGCGUCAUAUCAAAGAGGUAGCAAACUACUGGAUGGAAGAUGAGGGCGAUGGUGGUGCUAAAGGUGGUGAUGGCGAGAAGGAUGAGAGUGAGACAGAAAUGGACAGCACUGGUGUUGAUUUUUGUAGCACCGAAUGCGAGAACCCGCAACCGAUGCAGCUGGAGCAGGAACAACAACAACAACGCCGCCGCCCACAGAAACAAACAGUGCGACAAAAGGAGGAGCGACAACAUGUCGUCGUGGAAGACACGGAGCGCUUCACCAUUACUCCAAUGCAAGGCACCAUUCCUGGCGCCACGCGAGGCGGCCAGCCCGGUGUGUGUGAGAUCUCUGUGACAUUCAAGGAACAUAUGAAUGUGCGCUUUGAAGCGGUGUACGAUGUGUUGAUCAACGACGCUUUGGUUGAGGGCUGCUGUUUUGGCCUCCGCGGUGACAGCCGUGUGACGGAGAUAUAA
Molecule: messenger RNA, 7110 nt
Organism: Trypanosoma cruzi
Lineage: Eukaryota; Euglenozoa; Kinetoplastea; Trypanosomatida; Trypanosomatidae
Exons: 1
Coding region: 1-7110 (2369 amino acids)
Biological process (GO): negative regulation of cell population proliferation
Source: RefSeq, a predicted model, not a curated record